Rhea pennata is the source of this 5511-nucleotide messenger RNA. RefSeq names its product Rho GTPase activating protein 35 (gene ARHGAP35). Gene Ontology annotation, molecular function: GTPase activity; GTPase activator activity; GTP binding. Lineage: Eukaryota; Metazoa; Chordata; Aves; Rheiformes; Rheidae. The transcript is spliced from 10 exons. Gene Ontology annotation, cellular component: cytosol. Gene Ontology annotation, biological process: regulation of axonogenesis; Rho protein signal transduction; regulation of cell size. The record is from RefSeq and is a predicted model, not a curated record. Bases 571 to 5076 code for a protein of 1501 amino acids.
AGGGGAGGAGGAAACCGCCGCCGCCGCCGCCGCCGCCGCCAUUACAGGCCCAGCCCGGGGCCUUGGCCGCUCCUCCCGCCGCCGCCGCCGGAGCCGGAGCCGGAGCCGGAGCCGGAGCCGCCCAGAGCGGCGGGAGGAGCCUCCCGGCGCCUCUGAGAUGCUCCCGGCCGCCGGCCUCGACGGAGAGAGCGGAGCCGCCGCCGAGCCCGACCUCGCGGGUGCGAAUCGGAGGUUCGGUUACUUCCGCGAGAGACGAGUAUCCCGGCGUUCCGCUCUCCCGGCGUUCCGCUCUCCCGGCGCUCCGCUACCUUCGGAUCGGGUAACGCCGUGACUCAGCCGAUCGCGGUGACCUCGCGGAGGGGUUAAACGCGGUUCGCGCUCAAAUGUUACGGGGGAAACGUAGGCUGCCGGACGACGGGAAUCGGCAUGGGAACGCCAGCCGCCGGCGCCCCGGCAGCCUGCCCGCGCUGAUCCCCGCCUCCCGCCUCGCCGCCGAGCUCCGAGCUCCCGUCGGAGCCCGGAGACUCUAAUCCUCUCGGAAGCGGUCGCCCGCGACAGGAUGCGCGGACGAUGAUGAUGGCGAGAAAGCAAGAUGUCCGCGUUCCCACCUACAACCUCAGCGUGGUGGGAUUAUCCGGCACGGAGAAGGAGAAAGGGCAGUGCGGCGUCGGGAAAUCCUGCCUUUGCAACCGCUUCGUGCGACCCAGCGCCGACGAGUUUCACUUGGACCACACCUCGGUCCUCAGCACCAGUGACUUUGGAGGCCGGGUGGUCAACAACGACCACUUCCUCUACUGGGGCGAGGUGGCCCGUUCGUUGGAGGACUGCGUGGAGUGCAGAACGCACGUGGUGGAGCAGACGGAGUUCAUCGACGACCAGACCUUCCAACCUCAUCGCAGCACGGCCCUGCAGCCCUACAUCAAACGGGCUGCAGCCACCAAGCUCGCCUCGGCCGAGAAACUCAUGUACUUUUGCACUGAUCAGCUGGGGCUGGAGCAGGACUUUGAGCAGAAGCAGAUGCCCGACGGAAAGCUGCUGGUCGACGGCUUUCUGCUCUGCGUCGACGUGAGCAGGGGCAUGAACAGGAACUUUGACGACCAGCUCAAAUUCGUUUCCAACCUUUACAACCAGCUGGCCAAAACGAAGAAGCCCAUCGUGGUGGUGCUGACCAAGUGCGACGAAGGCGUGGAGCGCUACAUUCGGGACGCCCACGCCUUCGCCUUGAGCAAAAAGAACCUCCAGGUGGUGGAGACGUCCGCCAGGUCCAACGUGAACGUCGACUUGGCCUUCAGCACCUUAGUGCAGCUGAUCGAUAAGAGCCGGGGGAAGGCUAAAAUUAUCCCUUACUUCGAAGCGUUGAAGCAGCAGAGCCAACAGAUCGCCGCCGCUAAGGACAAGUACGAGUGGCUGGUCAGCCGCAUCGUCAAGAACCACAACGAGACGUGGUCGAACGUGAGCCGCAAGAUGCAGUCGUCGCCGGAGUACCAGGACUACGUGUACCUGGAAGGGACGCAGAAAGCCAAGAAGCUCUUCCUGCAGCACGUCCAUCGCCUCAAGCAGGAGCACAUAGAGCGUCGCCGGAAGAUGUAUCUGGCCAUGCUUCCUCAAGCCUUCGAAGCCCUCAUCCCGGACCUGGACGAGAUCGAUCGCCUGAGCUGCGGGAAAGCGGAGAAGCUGCUGGAGACCAAGGCCGACUUCUCCAAGUGGUUCGUGGUCCUCGAAGAGACGCCCUGGGACGCCACGAGCCACAUCGACAACAUGGAGAACGAGCGCAUUCCUUUCGACCUGAUGGAGACUCAGCCCGCCGAGCAGCUCUACGAAGCUCACCUGGAAAAGCUGAGGAACGAGAGGAAAAGAGCGGAGAUGAGGAGAGCUUUCAAGGAGAACCUGGAGACGUCGCCCUUCAUAACGCCCGGAAAGCCCUGGGAGGAAGCGCGCAGCUUUAUCAUGAACGAGGAGUUUUACAUGUGGCUGGAGGAAUCCGUUUAUAUGGAGAUCUACAGCAAGCACCAAAAGCAGAUCAUCGAAAAGGCCAAGGAGGAGUUUCAGGAGCUGCUCUUGGAGUACUCGGAGCUGUUUUACGAACUGGAGCUCGACGCCAAGCCGAGCAAGGAGAAAAUGGGCGUCAUCCAAGACGUGCUGGGAGAGGAGCAGAGGUUUAAAGCUCUGCAGAAGCUCCAGGCGGAGCGGGACGCCCUUAUUUUGAAACACAUCCACUUCGUCUAUCACCCCACGAAGGAGACGUGCCCCAGCUGCCCGCUCUGCGUGGACUCGAAAAUCGAGCACCUGAUGGGCUCGCGCUUCCUGCGGCCGUCCGAGCGCAACCAGAAGAACUCGCUCGCCGAUCCCAACGUCGACAGGAUCAACCUGGUGAUCCUGGGCAAAGACGGCCUGGCGCGCGAGCUGGCGAACGAGAUCCGGGCUCUCUGCACCAACGAUGACAAGUACGUGAUAGAGGGCAAGAUGUACGAGCUCUCCUUGAGGCCCAUCGAGGGCAACGUGCGGCUGCCCGUCAACUCCUUCCAGACGCCCACCUUCCAGCCUCACGGCUGCCUCUGCCUUUACAACUCGAAGGAGUCGCUCUCCUACGUGGUGGAGAGCAUCGAGAAGAGCCGCGAGUCGACCGUGGGCCGCCGCGACAACCACCUGGCCCACCUGCCGCUGACCCUCGUCCUCGUGAACAAGAGGGGAGACGCCGGCGGCGAGACCUUGCACAGCUUGAUCCAGCAAGGGCAGCAGAUCGCCAGCAAGCUGCAGUGCGUCUUUCUGGACCCGGCGUCGGCCGGCAUCGGCUACGGGCGCAACAUCAACGAGAAGCAGAUCGGGCAGGUCCUGAAGGGCCUCUUGGAUUCGAAACGCAACCUGAACCUGGUGAGCUCUACCUCCGGCAUCAAGGAGCUGGCCGACGCCGACCUGCGCGUCGUCAUGUGCCUCAUGUGCGGAGACCCCCUGAGCGCCGACGACGUCCUCGUGCCCAUCCUGCAGUCUCCCGCUUACCGGCCCGCCCAGGCCGGCGCCGGCUCCGUCCUCCUCGAGCUGCCCGUGGGGCCGCACCGACGGCGCGUCGAGCUCUCCAUCCUUUCCUACCACUCCUCUUUCGGCGUCCGGAAGAGCCGCUUGGUGCACGGCUACAUCGUGUUUUACUCGGCCAGGCGGAAGGCGUCCUUGGCCAUGCUACGUGCCUUUCUCGGCGAGGUGCAGGACAUCGUCCCCGUGCAGAUCGUGGCCCUCACCGACGGCUCCCUCGACAUCCUCGACAACGACCUGAGCAGGGAGCAGCUCACCGAGGGCGAGGAGAUCGCCCAGGAGAUCGACGGCAAGUUCGCCACGAUACCCUGCGGGCAGCCGCAGCACAAGCUCGACAUCUUCCACUCCUUCUUCAAGGACGUGGCGGAGAAGAAAACCAUCAUCGAGGCGGCGCACAUGUACGACCACGUCGCCGAGGCCUGCAGCACGGCGGAGGAGGUGUUCAACUCGCCUCGGGCCGGCUCGCCGCUCUGCAACUCCAACCUCCAGGAUUCGGAGGAGGAUAUCGAACCGCCUUCCUACAGCCCCUUCCGGGAGGACGCGGCCUUGCCCGCCUUGCCCAAAGACCACUCGAAGCUCUCCAUGGAGCUGGAGGGCAACGACGGGCUCUCUUUCCUUUCGGUUAUGAGCACUUUUGAAAGCAAGCUGAACAACAAAGUACCUCCUCCGGUUAAACCAAAGCCCCCGGUGCAUUUUGACCUCACCAAGGGGGAUUUAUCCUACUUGGAGCAAGGGCACCGAGACGGCCAACGGAAAUCGGUGUCCUCCAGCAGCUGGCUGCCGGCCGACGGCUUCGAUCCGUCCGACUACGCCGAGCCCAUGGACGCCGUGGUGAAGCCGAGGAACGAGGAGGAGAACAUCUACUCGGUGCCUCACGACAGCACCCAGGGCAAAAUCAUCACCGUGCGCAACAUCAACAAGACGCAAUCCAACGGCAGCGGCAACGGCUCCGACAGCGAGAUGGACACGAGCUCCCUGGAACGAGGCCGGAAGGUUUCCGCCGUGAGCAAGCCGGUUUUGUAUCGGACGCGGUGCGCCCGGCUGGGCAGGUUCGCCAGCUACCGGACGAGCUUCAGCGUCGGCAGCGACGACGAGUUGGGUCCCAUCCGGAAAAAGGAGGAAGAUCAGACGUCCCAAGGGUACAAAGGCGAUAACGCCGUCAUUCCCUACGAAACGGCCGACGGCGAGGAUCCGAGGAGGAGGAACAUCCUGCGCAGCUUGAGGAGGACGACGAAGAAACCCAAGCCGAAACCUCGGCCGCCCAUCGCGAAGGCGACGUGGGAGAGCAGCUAUUUCGGGGUGCCGCUGGCCACCGUGGUGACUCCGGAGAAGCCCAUUCCCGUCUUCAUCGAGAGGUGCAUCGAGUACAUCGAAGCGAUGGGCUUGAGCACGGAAGGGAUCUACCGGGUGAGCGGCAACAAGUCGGAGAUGGAGAGCCUGCAGCGACAGUUCGACCAAGAUCACGGGCUCGACCUGGCCGAGAAGGAUUUCACGGUGAACACCGUGGCCGGCGCCAUGAAGAGCUUCUUCUCCGAGCUGCCGGAACCGCUGGUACCCUACGGCAUGCAGCUUGAGCUGGUGGAGGCCCACAAAAUCAACGACCGCGAGCAGAAGCUGCACGCGCUGAAGGAGGUGCUGAAGAAAUUCCCCAGGGAGAACUACGAGGUCUUCAAAUACGUCAUCGGCCAUUUGAACAAGGUCAGCCAACACCACCGCGUGAACCUGAUGACCAGCGAGAACCUCUCCAUCUGCUUCUGGCCCACGCUCAUGCGCCCGGACUUCAGCACGAUGGACGCCCUGACGGCCACCCGCACCUACCAGACAAUCAUCGAACUCUUCAUCCAGCAGUGCCCCUUCUUCUUCUUCCAAACCCUACGGAGCGGGCCGGACCAAACGACGGCUUCUCCUCCGGGUUCCGGCGGCGCGCCGCUCCCGCUCGCUUCUUCGGCCGCGACGGGUCAAAGCUCGCCGCCGCGCAGCCCGCCGCCCUCGCCGCCCUCGCCGGCUUCGCCGCCGGCUCCGGCCGCGGCCGAGCAGCAGGCGCCGUGAUCCGCCGCUUCCCCGCCGCGACGGGGAAAAAGGAGGAGGAAAAAACAAACAAACAAACACACACACACAAAAAAAAAAAAAAGCCGGAAAAAAAACAAACAAAAAACACAAAACGCUCCGGGAUGAUGGAAAAAAAGAAAAAAAAAAAAAAAAAAAAAAACAAAAAACGCACCAGGAUACGGUGGGGAAAAAAAAAAAAAAUCCAACAACCCGCACCGGGACGGUGGGAAUAAGGAACCGGCUCCCGGUCGGACGCGGCGGUGUUCCCGCGGCGUUCGCCGCCUUCGGAGCGUAGGAAGCGGCGCCGCCGCCUUCCGGCCACGUCAGCGACGGGAUUUUGGGUUAUUUUGUUGAUUUUUUUUUUUGUUGUUGUUCCUUUUUUUUCUUUCCGCCGCCGGGAUGCGCCGGGAUUGACUGACUUGAGCCGGGGAAAAA